Messenger RNA from Caretta caretta (loggerhead turtle), 3517 nucleotides. It is a transcript of the gene FHL3, whose product is annotated as four and a half LIM domains 3. Lineage: Eukaryota; Metazoa; Chordata; Testudines; Cheloniidae. Gene Ontology annotation, biological process: actin cytoskeleton organization. Gene Ontology annotation, cellular component: nucleus; stress fiber; Z disc. The record is from RefSeq and is a predicted model, not a curated record. Gene Ontology annotation, molecular function: actin binding; transcription coregulator activity.
GGGCCGGGGCCGGGGGCCGGGCUCCGGCUUCCCCCGGCGGGGACGGGGCGGCCGCUUCCGCUGCCUGAGCCCGUGCAGCGCCGCGGCGGCGAGGAGCAGCCAGCGAGCCCGGCUCGGCCCGGAGCGUGCGGACCAGGUGUGGGAGGCUCUCGAGUUGGCACCAUGACGGAAGGUUUCGACUGCGAUAACUGCAAGGAGUCCCUGUAUGGACGGAAGUACAUCCAGAUGGACAUGGGUCCCUACUGCAUCCCCUGCUACGAUGCCCAUUUCGCUAACACCUGCGAGGAGUGCAAGGAGCUGAUUGGCCACGACUGCAGGGAGCUGUACUACGAGGAUCGCCAUUACCACGAGCACUGUUUCCGGUGCUUCCGCUGCGACCGCUCUCUGGCCGACGAACCUUUCACCUGCCAGGAUGAGGAGCUGCUGUGCAACGACUGCUACUGCAGCGAGUUCUCCUCCAAGUGUGUCGCAUGUGAGAAGACCGUCAUGCCAGGGUCCCGGAAACUGGAAUACAGCGGACAAACCUGGCAUGAGCAUUGCUUCAUCUGCAGCAGCUGCCAGCAGCCCAUUGGGUCGCGGUCCUUUAUCCCGGACAAGAAGGAUUAUUAUUGCGUCCCCUGUUAUGAGAGCAAGUUUGCCCCCCGCUGCACUCGUUGCAAAAAGUCGCUGACCAAGGGAGGAGUGACUUACCGUGACGAGCCCUGGCACAAGGAGUGCUUUGUCUGCACUGGCUGCAAGGUUCCUCUGGCAGGCCAGCAGUUCACCUCCCAGGAGGACAACCCCUACUGUGUCAAGUGCUUUGGGAACCUCUAUGCCAAGAAGUGCAGCGCCUGUGCAAAGCCCAUCACAGGCUUCGGAGGGGGUAAAUAUAUCUCCUUUGAGGAUCGUCACUGGCACCAUAACUGCUUCAACUGCGCCCGCUGCGCCAGCUCGCUGGUGGGGAAAGGCUUCAUCCCGCACCACGACGAGAUCCUCUGCCGCGAAUGCAGCAGCGACCUAUAAGCCUGGCAAGAGGACGUGGAUCAGGGGCUUUAUCUGCUCUUCAGGGGCUUCGUACGAGACACCCUGGCAGCUGUCGGUGCUGGGCAGGUGGGAGAUGUGCCUUUUGUUGCCCUGGAGAGGGCUGAUCCCCUCACCACAGCGUAUGCUUGGGGUGCCUGUGCCCUUCCCCUGAAGGCUAGAAUAAGCCACCCUAGGCUUUCUGCAGAGUGAAGCUAAAUAAAAGCCGAACAAAAGGAGCUUCUAAGUCCCUCAUUAUUUGCUCUUUCCUUUGCUUCCUAUGCGCUUGGGCGCUGGCUGAGCCGGGAGCCCCUGUCUGAGCAAAGGGGCUGGGCAGUGGGUCUUCGGCUCCAUGUGCUGACCGCACAGCUUUGUCCUUCCUACUUGUUACUGGUUUUCUUCCCUUCCCCCAUGUGCUCCCUCUGCUCUGAGUGAUGGGCAGCAGCUCCUGUCCUGUGAGCCAGGCUUUCCUGAGGCUCCUGCCUCCCCAGCAUGGGUUUGCAGCACCGCCUGCUCCCCUAGCGUGAGGGUAGCAUGGCGUCUCACUGAGCGAGUCUGCAACGCUCUCUGUGCUGCUCGUGGCAGCCUGGGGUGUUUCUGGGUGGCCAGGGACCUGGCUGGCUGUGAGCAGAGCGUGCUGGAGUGAGCACACGGCCCACUUCGGGGAAUGGCUUUUCCUGACGUCUCUCUCCCCCCUUGCUCCUCACUCUUCAGGGAGAUGUCACAAAUAUGGCAGAGGAACCUGAAUCACCAGGAGGUGCUGAGGGUUCUGGCUCCUUCACCUCCCUGCAGCAUCUCCCCUCUCCCUGCUCUGCCCCCUAGCAGAAGGGUCCCCAUCAGCUUCCAAGAGCGGCACGAAUUAGUUUAUUUAACACCGACUCCAAGAGUGCUGUGAAGCGGCUCAGGUGCUUUCGGAGCUAGUUUUGUGCUCUGUGCGCAAGUGCUGCCCGGCUGGUAGCCAAACGCUCUUCCUUCUGCCUGAGAGCCGCUUAGCAGAGCAGUUGAAAAGGGCAUUUCAGAGGCAGCGGGAGCUAUUAGAGCUGAUGGUGUUGUCUGCACUUUCCCCCUUACUGGCUGCUGCAGAACCAGGGCCGCUUGUUGGCUCUUACUGAGCGCGGCCGCACGCUAUAUAUAUUGACCCCAAAUAUGGUUGUUCAUCCUCUGGAAGUUUGUGCACAGUUGUCUCGGCUGCAGGCUGUGCUCCGAAUUCAGCCCUGGGUGCUGCAGGGGGAGAUGGAUGGGAGUGGGGGACGAAUGGGGGCUGUGUUUGUAUUAACAACAGGCAAGGCUGCAGAUAAAUUGAAUCAGCCCCCCAGACAGCAGCCAAAGGCUCUGCCCCUCCUUUGCCCCCCUCCCGCCAGGUGCUGAGCUCUCGUCAUGCUUAUUGGCUGCAGGGGGAGCCGUGGUUGCUCAGCACCUUGCAGGUCAGGUGCUGGUUGGGCCCUGGCUCAGCCUGCUGACCCUCACCCCCAGUCUGGGCUUCUCAUGCCCAGAGAGGUAGGGCCCUACCAAAGUCACAGUCCAUUUUUGUCAAUUUCAUGGUCAUAGGAUUUUAAAAAUCGUAAAUUUCAUGUUUCAGCCAUUUAAAUCUGAAAUUUCCGGGUGCUGUAAUUGUAGGGGUCUUGAUCCGAAAAGAAGUCGUGGGGGGUGGUCUCAAGGUUACAGUAGUGGGGUUUGCAGUAUUGCCACCCCUACUUCCAUGCUGCUGCAGGAGGGGGCUCUGCCUUCGGAGCUGGGCUCCCGGCCAACAGCCACCGCUCUCCCGCUGCCCAGCUCCGAAGGCAGCAGCGCAGACAUAAGGGUGGCAAUACCGCGACCCCCAUAAAAUAACCUUGCGACCGCCCUGCAGCUCCCUUUCGGGCCAGGACCCCCCACUUGAGAAACCCUGGUCUCCCCUGUGAAAGCUGUAUAGUACCGGGUAAAAGCGCACACGCAAGAGACCACAUCUCAUGGUCUAUGACACGUUUUUCACGGCCACUAAUCUGGUAAGGCUCUACAGAGAGGAACUGAAAAGGGGUGUGACAUUGGCUCCCCGGAGGGAGGCUGGUGUCCCAGUUGGAAGAGCUUUGCUUCUCUGAAGAUCUGGCUAUGCAAAACUGCGGAGCUGCCUCGAGUUCCCCUGGAGCCCUGUCUCACUUGGGGUGCUCACGCCCUGCCCCCCUCCGCCCAGGUAAUGGGAUGCUUUUCUGAAUAUGACUUCCUUGUGUUUUCCUUUUUGUACUUUAUCUGUCACUCAGUAACCAAACCCGCUAGAGGAACGGGCUAGCCCCGUCCCCAAGCAGGGUUCAUUUACCAAGAGAAUGUUAUGCAUGUUGAAUCGUUAUUAGCUGUGUAUUCAAAUCUUUACUGAAACCCUCGUUUGAAAGCUUUGAUGCGGGUAAGUCAGAGUUUGGGUGUGUGCGCUUUUCUGAAGAGUUUGGAGCGGUUUUUAGAAAGGAAGCUUCCUAUGUAAGUGUCCUACCCUCCAGUCUCUUGUAUGUUUCUGUAAGGCUUUAUAUAAUAAACCAUUGUACUGACA